AGCACCGACGCCAUGCUGGAGUCGGCUCUGCCUGGAUACACGUUUCUGUCUCGUUUCCUCUUGACUCACUUCAAGAUCGACCUGUCUCAUUACUGCUUCUGGUUGCUUCUCAUUGUCUGUAGGCGCCUGGCGAUCCGAUAUGUUCUGGAUCUGUUUAUGUCUCCAUUCAAAUCUGUCUCUGCAAUUGUUGGCAACUCAUUCACUUGCAGGAUUGAAAUCCAAGGUCAGGACAAGAUCUAUAGAUAUCUCCUGCACUGGGUAAUGCGGCACAGUUCUAUGAAUAGAGCCAAGCACCUACUCACCAGCAACUCAUUGUUUAUCCGCGGUCGAUAUGUAUUCAUACAGUCCCGGCUGGACCCGAAUGAAGAUGACAUGGAGCCGGAGUAUAAGCCAGGGGAAAAAUUCGACGAGUGGUGGAGCAAGGUUAUUGCGAAACGCCGGACCAGACCCUUACACUUCACCCCUGCGACACAGGAGCUCCAUUUCUGCUACGUUAGCCGUUGGUUCUGUUGGUGUUUCUGGCGCUGGAUCAAGUUCGAGCGCAUCAUGAGCGACGGGGACUCGGUGGAUCGAAUUAUCAUCUCGUGCUGGGGACUACCGUUCUGCAACUGGGGUAUACAUAUGCUUAAGCAGCUGCUUACCGAAGCGCAACAGGCGUGGCUUGACAAGGAUAAGGAUGGCAUCGAGAUCUGGAGCCCCCAGAUGAGGUGGGGUGACUUAGCAUGGACACAAUGCGAAGCGCGUGCCCCGAGGCGCCUCGAUACUGUGAUCCUCGACCAGGAAACCAAAGCUGGAGUCUUGGCUGAUAUCGAGAGCUUUCUCAUGAACAGGGCGGUCUAUGCGGUGCGGGGGCUUCCCUACCGAAGGGGCUAUCUACUUUACGGUCCUCCUGGGACUGGCAAGACCAGUCUGUGUCUCGCCCUCGCCGGGCACCUUAAAUUACCAAUCUAUAUCAUGGAUGCCGGUCUGUCGAGUAUGGGGGAAAGUGGCUUCAAGGAACUCUUUCACAAAUUACCCACAAGGUGUAUUGUCCUGAUGGAGGACGUCGACUGUACGAAUAUGACCCAGACACGGGCAGCUGGGGACAGAGGCGAUGACAGUGAUGACAGUGAUGACAGUGAUGACAGUGACGACAGUGACGACAGCGACAACAGAAAGACUAGCAAAAAAAGGCAGAAGAGCAAAACGAGCAGAAUGAGCAAAACGACUACGAUGUCCUUGCCUGUCCCCCGAAUAUCUUCCAGGAGCCGCAUCUCAUUGUCGGUUCUCCUCAAUGCCAUUGAUGGCGUGGAUGCCCAAGAAGGUCGCAUUCUCAUGAUGACAAGUAACCAUGCUGAUAGAUUAGACGCUGCACUGAUCCGUCCCGGACGUGUGGACAUGCAAGUCAAGUUCAAGUAUGCGGCGCGCGAGGAGAUCCAGUCGUACUUUAGGACUUUCUACGCGCCUUUACAUACUAUGAGAUAUGUGGUACUCAUGCAAAACGCAGAGCGAGUGCCCAUGGUCACCUCGGGAGACAUCGACAGGUUGGCCUCUGAAUUCGCUGCACAAGUGCCCCCAGGACAGCUAACGCUUGCUGAGCUCCAGGGACAUCUUCUUGAAUGCAAAGACGACCCCUGAAGCAGCUCUCAAAAAAGUGGGGAAGUUGCUUGAGAAGACGAAGAGACAGCGUGAAAAGCGUGUCAGGAAGCAACUGAAGGAGCUGAAGUUGGCAGAGGCGGAAGAGAGGAAGCAACUCCUAAGUCAGGAGACAGAGAGGAGGAGAUACCACUUCAGGUCGCGACAGUCAUCAUAGCGAGAAGCAUGGGACUAGUAAUGUAUAGAAC
Molecule: messenger RNA, 1823 nt
Organism: Aspergillus saccharolyticus JOP 1030-1
Lineage: Eukaryota; Fungi; Ascomycota; Eurotiomycetes; Eurotiales; Aspergillaceae
Product: BCS1 and AAA domain-containing protein
Exons: 1
Coding region: 13-1617 (534 amino acids)
Biological process (GO): mitochondrial respiratory chain complex III assembly; protein insertion into mitochondrial inner membrane from matrix
Cellular component (GO): mitochondrial inner membrane
Molecular function (GO): ATP binding; ATP hydrolysis activity
Source: RefSeq, a predicted model, not a curated record